Molecule: messenger RNA, 825 nt
Organism: Cooperia oncophora
Lineage: Eukaryota; Metazoa; Nematoda; Chromadorea; Rhabditida; Trichostrongylidae
Source: the annotation of a GenBank genome assembly
AUGCACCUGUGCCGUCGCCAUGUCACGAGCUCUGAUGUGGAACCGUCCAGCCAUGACUUUUGGGCCGAAUUACUUACUAACCUUCGCAUCUCUGAGGCGAAGCAGCCGUCAUUCACGAGAAUGAUGCCGUGCGACAAUGCUUCACCGGUUGUGGCCGCCACAGAUGUAUCGCAGCAGAGUCGUCAACGAGCUGCCACAGAUGUAGCGCCUUCAACUAACACGCCGUCGCUGAUCCAUCAAAGUCCAUCGAUGCCGCCAACGAUGUUGAAGGCAAUGGGAGAGCUGACAGUUCGUGGCUCAGCUUCCUCAACAGGAGAACGGGACUCUCCGAAAAUGACCAAAUCGGCUACUGGUAACACUCUGAUUGCUACUCCACCGCCUUCUGCUGGUCUUCCUCCUGUAUCAGCUCCAUCUCAAACGUAUGCGCCCUCCUCAGCCCUGCAAUCAUCGGUGACUCCGUCUGAACAACGUGGUAGCACUGCAUCUACAACAUCUACCACUACUACCACUACUGCAGCCGUCGCUGGUGCCAGCGCUACCGCAUUCCCACGCAACACUCGAAAUCGGCAGACGUUUCAUGGCAAGACCGACUACAACAAGGUAAACUGCAGCAGCGUAACCUGCAUGCGACGGCUGCCAAUCACACAAACACUUUCUUUUGCACUAUAUAAAUGUGGGUCGAUUGGGGAGGAUAUUGAUCUCGUGAACGGUGAAGAUGAAGAGUCCGAGGGUGAACAAGCUCCCGCUGGUCAGUCCAUAGGUAAUGGUCAAAAGGGAGGAUUCUUUCUCUCGAAGCUCACGAAACUCACACGACGGUACGUUUGA